GAAACUUGACUUGGAAUCACACUCGAUAGGACCCUACAACUUCUUUCGAAGGUGGUUUCUGAAAAUGAAGAUAGAGAUAACCCUUAAAUCAUUAGGACGUCUUUUCUAUAUCGUAGACCCGAGAGAAGAAACCUUUGAGAAAGUUGAGGAUGUUCCAGAUUAUGUGACUGAGGUUUUGCCACUCUUUUUAAUCUUAAUGUUCAUCGAAAUAUUGAUAUCAUUGUGGAAAAAGAAACAUAGCUACUCAUUGCUUGACUCCAUUGGCUCCAUAUCGCAAGGAAUUUGCUCUGAAUCUACAAAAUUACUGUUUAAAGGUGUUCCACUUGCAGCUUACAUUUGGAUCUAUGAUAACUGGCGUGUUACAGAUCUUCCAUGGAAUUCUAUUUGGACUUGGCUUAUUUGUUUCAUUGGAGUAGACUUUGGGUACUAUUGGCUUCACAGGGCAAGUCAUGAGAUAAAUAUCUUAUGGGCAGCUCACCAAGUCCACCACAGCUCUGAGCAUUAUAAUGCAACUACUGCUGUACGACAGUCAAUUUUACAAAACUAUUUAACUUGGAUGUUCUAUCUGCCCUUAGCUCUGGGAAUUCCCCCAUCUAUCUUUCUGGUUCAUCAGCAGUUUAAUCUCAUCUACCAGUUCUGGAUUCACACAGAGCUUAUCAGUAGCCUGGGACCACUGGAAUACAUUUUUAACACUCCUAGUCACCAUCGUGUCCAUCAUGGUCGCAACAGAUACUGUAUUGAUAAAAAUUAUGCUGGAACUUUCAUUAUCUGGGAUAGAAUAUUUGGUACAUUUGAGUGUGAAAAUGAUGAAGUUGUAUAUGGUGUAACCCAUCCAGUAACUACAUUUGAUCCCUCUUAUAUACAGUUAGGUCACUUCAUACACAUCUUCAAAACUUUUUGGGAAGUGAAAGGAUUUAAUAACAAGUUAUCAGUGCUGUUCAAAGGUCCAGGAUGGACUCCAGGAAAACCUCGUCUUGGAUUGAUAGAAGAUAUCCCUGAUGUACGUGCUCCUCAUGAUAGGUAUAACCCACACCUUCCAACGUGGUGUAAGGUGUAUGUUCUUGUACACUUUUCCUUAAUAUUGGCUGCUUUCAUGGACCUGGCAGAUAGACAUGGUAGCUUCAAUCAGCUGACAGUGAUAUGCGGAUUAAUGUACUGCAUGCUCUCUCUGACAUCUUUUGGAUCCAUCAUGGACAAGAAGCAUUGGGCACCAUUAGUGGAAUUUGCUCGCUGUCUCUUGUACUAUACUGUGGACCUCUAUUUCUUACCUUCCGAAGAAAGCUCAUAUUAUGUGUUCGUCAUGGCUUUGCGAGCUGUAUUUCUUUUUUCAGCUCUGCUUUGGACUUUAUGUCUUGUGCAAGUUCUUUCACUUAAAUUUCACAAAAAGAUUAAAUGAGAAAAGCCUGUUCAUGUUACUUUAUGAAUGAAAUCACUGAGAUAAUUACAGUUACAGUGGAUUAAAAUGUUAAGUAAGUGACAAGACCAAGCUGAUAUAUACAGUCAUUUAUUAGUCUUUGAUACUGAUGUAAAAAAAAUGGAUUAAGAUAUACAGGUAAUCACAUCUUGUUAUAACAUCUAUGAAUGCACUUUAUCAAACUUUUCCAACAUAUAUGUAAUAGUGAGGAGUAUAUUUGUAUAAUAUUUUUGUUUUAAUUAUUCUAUAAAAAAUAAUUAAUUAACGUAUUUGAGGAACGUGCAAAGCUACCUACUAUAAAAGUCCAGCUUGAAUGGUUUUAACAAUUUUCCUUUUAGAGAAUUAAAUUAUAAGAACUGUUUGGUUUAUUUGUAAGUGCUUCAUUUUGUGUUCUAGCCCACAGUUUAUACAUUUUUAUGAAAGAGUUAAGCCAGUUAAAUGUAAUUAAUGUUUUAUUAUUGUCUUUAUUUGGGGGGGGGGGAUAUUUCAAAAUUUUCUAGAACACCUGAUAUUCUGAGCAAUAAUGACUUUUUUCAAGCUUUUUUCUUCUUCUUUUAUGUAGUCUCUGAUUCUGAAAAUAUUUAUUUUGAACAUCCAUGUUGAUAUGAUAUUGAAAUUGCUCAACAGAAAUUUUGAGAGUUGGAGAUUGAAUAAAAACUUGAAAAAGUCAUUAUUACACAGAUUUAUUAACGAUAAGAUUAACUAAAAAGCACUUAAUGGUUCAGGUUCUCUGAGAGUUGUAACAUUUUAUUUAGGUAUAGUCAUAGCUUAACAUAAAAAUUCACUACAAAUAAACUGUUAAGCAUACACACUUUUUAAUAUUAAAUCUGGGUAAGUGUACCUCUUUGAUUUCUGAGCACCAGAAGCAUUGCUAGGUGCUUAAAAGAUUCGGGGUUUGGGCCCAUAGGCAUGGGAAUUUUUGGCAUUUCAGUGUGAUAUCGAUCAUUGUUUUCUAUUCUGAUCUUUCAAGAGCCUUGGGCCAUGGGUCGGGAAUUUCUGGCAUUUCACUAUGAUAUCGAUCAUGGUUUUCUAUUCUGAUAUUUCAAGAGCUUGAACCCACAGGCAUGGGAAUUUAUGGCAUUUCAGUAUGAUAUCGAUCAUGGUUUUCUAUUCUGAUAUUUCAGGAGCUUGAACCCACAGGCAUGGGAAUUUCUGGCAUUUCACUAUGAUAUCGAUCAUGGUUUUCUAUUCUGAUAUUUCAAGACACCAACUGGAAAUUUUGGGCACUGUUAAAUAGAAUCAAGGCACACGCCCCAUGUACCAGUGCCUAGUGACACUUCUGCUGAGUGCUGUAAAAAAUGGGAAACACAAUAUGAUUCAUGUUAUUUGUACCCAGUUUAAAAUUGUGAUCUAAUGCAGUGGUAUGUUUUGAGUAAUCAACAAUUUGUAUUAAGUAAAAUGUUAUGUGAUGUUAAAUUCACAUUCCUUUGCAAUAAAUCUAUUUAACGUGUGUAUUGCUGACAAUCAAUGAAUGGAAAUAAAGUUGUAAUUCCAAGGGAAUCAAAACUUUUAAUGUGCCUAUUUAAUGUUGGUAUUCUUGUUUAAUGUUCAGUAUUCAGCAUUUUUAGUAUUUAAGCACGUUGGCCACAGAAAUAUUUCCCAUCGUGUAGAGUUAACACUGUGUAAAUGGAAAAAUGAUUCUAAAUUGUUGUGAAAUGAAAUGAAUUUUUAGUUUUCUGAUUGGCCGUGCGGUGCAUGACUUGUAUGCCCUGACCAUAAUCCAAACUAUUUAAACCAAAAUUGUAAUGGUUCAAAUGAAUUAACUCUAAAAUCUCUAGCCCUUGAUGUGGUUAGGUAACCCCAAAAUAUCCUACAAUGGGUCAGCAGUAAUCUUGCAGAAUUACAACACUAAAACUUGGAGCUCAUUCCCCAUGGUGUACAUAGUGCAGAUAGCCCAUUAUUUAGCUAUGUACUACAACAAGUAAACAAAAAUUCAAAAUUUAUACUGAACUAAAAAUCUUGUAUUUCUUGAACAUUAUUUAAAGUGAUUAUUAUCUGAACAAUAAGUCAGUCAUUGAACUGCAUAAAUAUUUUCUAAUCUUAUUGUAGGUUAGCCAAUCACUACAUGGAAUUCAGAGUAGCUUUUGACAAGCCUACUUAAUUAUUCUAAAUGAUUAUAUUGUUCUUAUCAUUAUUUGUGUCACUGAAACACUGCAUCAAACAACGAAACAUAUCGGCCAGAAAAAUAAUCAAGAAAUAUAAUUAUGCUAUCUAGUUAUAUCGAGUAUCUAGAUACUAUUUCUUCCAUAUUUUCACCAAUGGGAUGACUAGUGAUAUUGUAAGCACCUGCAAUAUGAGAGGGGUAAUGUUAUUGUUUUUCCAUGUAUAAUGUUGUGGUAUUUGCAAAUACCAUGGGUUUCUGUAUAUCGGUACAAUUAUAGUACAGGUUUCACAUAAUACUUAGUUGAAAAAGCCAUUAACUUGCUUUUGUUUUAAACUACUUUUGUUCCUUUGUUGUUCUUGGAAUGGAUAAUACCUGAUACUGUCCAGGAUGGAUAUUGCUCAAUACAACAUUUUGUGUAAGGGUAUCAACAGUGUUAUUCAGGUAAUGUCUAAAGGUUAUGGUACCAUCUAUAUAGUAAUGAGAAUGAACAGUCCAUUAGUAGCACUAGUUGUCCAGGGUAAAUGCAAAGUUUCUUAUGUGCUAAAAACAUUACAUUUGAUCAGUCUGGUCUGGAACAUCAUUUGAUCAGUACACUCUUGGUCAUAGCUUCAGCUUGAAUAGUUGAAUAUAUGCCCCCUAGUAGCACAGCGGUAUGUCUGCGGACUUACAACACUAGAAACCGGGUUUUGAUACCUAUGGUGGGCAGAGCACAGAUAGCCCAUUGUGUAGCUUUGUGCAUAACUACAAACAAACAAGUUGAAUAUAAAGGAUUCAGUAAUGGUAAUCAUUCUUUGUAAGUAAUGUCAAGUACACAUAUUGUGUUUGUGCUUAAUGUUCAAAUAAAAGUUGUUAAUUUUGUAUUAUA
Molecule: messenger RNA, 4383 nt
Organism: Limulus polyphemus (Atlantic horseshoe crab)
Lineage: Eukaryota; Metazoa; Arthropoda; Merostomata; Xiphosura; Limulidae
Product: alkylglycerol monooxygenase-like
Exons: 11
Coding region: 65-1396 (443 amino acids)
Biological process (GO): lipid biosynthetic process
Cellular component (GO): endoplasmic reticulum
Molecular function (GO): oxidoreductase activity; iron ion binding
Source: RefSeq, a predicted model, not a curated record